AUGCCAAUCACGCCAGCUAAGCGCGACAGAACAUGCGAAAACUUCACCAAGGCUACUUAUCGCGUGAUGAGAAGAUGCGACCAGAUGAGCCGCCGCUAUGGCGCUGACUUUACGUAUUGGUGCGCCGGCAACAUCGACACUACGACUACAGCUCAACGAACGACAAUUGCUUUCCAACUCAUAUUGACAUGUCAUGGUGGUGCGGAACAAUGGAAGAUUCUGCGGCGUGUGCUUGAAGACUACAACAUCUGGCACAAGAUUGGUUUCUACACUGGCGAUAAUCAUGGCUCAAACGACAAGCUAUGCCGCCUUCUGGGCGAACAUCUUCAAGGUAAAGGCAUCGCUUGGGACGCCAGGUCGCAGCGAAUCCGCUGCCAUGGCCAUAUCCUCAACCUCGCUGUACAAGCCUUCCUGUUCAUGGAUUCCAAAGAAGCAGCGCAGGCAGCUCUGGAGCAAAUUGAGCUUACAGACGAAUCGGCGUUUGGUGCAGACUUCUCUGAAUCGGUCAAGGCCCAGAGAAUACAAGGCUGGAGGCGGCUCGGACCGCUUGGUAAGGUGCACAACAUUUCGGUGCAUAUGCGCGGCUGCGACUUCCGCUGGAACGAGUUCAGGAGGCGCGCGGGGAGGUCCCUAGGACUUGACAAUGAUACGCGCUGGAACUCGUGGUUCCGCCUCCUAGACGUUACUCUUAAUCUCCAAAGCGACGUGGAAUGGUACCAGAGGAAGUAUUAUGACGAUCUUCGCGAGGACUACCUCGCGCCAGAAGAGUGGCGACUUACGGAGGGACGUUGCGCUACGUUGGAUCGUUCGCUCUUCACCCUGGACGUUCUACACAAGCAUUACACCCAGGAGUUUGAACGGUGUGCUCAUGAUAGCGAGAUGCGAAGCUGCAUCGCAGCUUCUUGGGCCGUGUUUGACAAGUACUACCAACUGACGGACGAGAGUCCGGUCUACGGCGCGGCCAUAAUACUUCACCCGUCGAGGCGGCUGGCGCACAUCAAGAAGAACUGGCCAAGGUCAUGGCAUAAGCAGGUCCUUGACGGCGCCAGGUAG
This is a messenger RNA of Beauveria bassiana ARSEF 2860, 1053 nucleotides long. RefSeq names its product Tfo1 transposase. The record is from RefSeq and is a predicted model, not a curated record. Lineage: Eukaryota; Fungi; Ascomycota; Sordariomycetes; Hypocreales; Cordycipitaceae. Gene Ontology annotation, cellular component: nucleus. Gene Ontology annotation, biological process: regulation of transcription by RNA polymerase II. The transcript has 3 exons. Bases 1 to 1053 code for a protein of 350 amino acids.